UCGGCUGAACUGUCGCUGCGCUAGCAAAUCCAUCGCUGCCAGUUCUUGUCAUGAUCCGAGAGCAACAGCGCCGUUUUCAGUGGGAUAAAAGACAACACAGCCAUAAUCUGAUGUCAGAAAUGUGUGUGUUUGAUCGAUCACACUUACAGUAGGUGCACUUUAGCCACAACAAGUGAACUUAUAAGUGUUUGCCCAAUACCCCCAGUCGGCAAGAAUAGCCUCCACAUUUCACCACAUCGAUGUUGACUGCGCCAGGCUUCGCUCGGGAUCCAGAGCUACAAACACCGACAGGCUUUUGUUCUUCAUCCUCCAAGAUCCGGCGAAACUCUGGCAGCUUGACCCGAAAGCGUCGUAUGUUUUUAUGCUCAUCUCUCUUUCGGCUCUAAGUAUUGUUUUCGGAAUAAAAUGGCUGCUGUAACGCUUUCUGGAGGAGAAUGGUCUUGAAUCAAUGCAGUAACAGUACCAAGCUAACGCCAAUGGGCAAAAAGCUAAGCAUGCUAACGAUAUAUUUAUUACAGUUUUACAGUUUCCAGUAAGACAAGCUAGACAACAGCUUCAACCAAUGUUCUGAUUUUUCUGAUGGUUCUUCCAGUGAGAGGUAGGGGUGAAGGGGAUUCCACCCACUCAAGAAAUCUAUGCACUCGGUUCAUCACGAUUUUUUAGCCAUUUCUUGAAGCUUUAUGUUUAAAGUUGGCUUCGUGGAGCUCAUAUCGAAGAAUGCACGUCACUCCAGGAAUAUGCAGGACUUCUUUUUAAAACAGUCUGAGUAGCCAAGGCUCUCCCCAAAUCAGACUGCAAGGCCUCGGGCUCUCUCUCCCUCGGUAAAGAUGGACCCCGGGGGAAUAUGCAAGAGAACUCCCUUAUUUCUUGGACCCAAACUAACCACCAGAACGGACUGUCGAAGCAUCAACAGAUACUUGGUGGUGUACGUUUUGUUUUACUUUGUCGUUUUCACACACGCAUCUCCUGCGAAAUCCUGUGACAAAACCUGUCUCUCUGGGAAGUGUAUCAAUGGAUCGUGCGUCUGUGACAGAGGAUGGGUUGGGGACCAGUGUCAGCACUGCCAAGGAAGGUUCAAGUUGACUGAGCCUUCAGGGUACCUCACAGAUGGUCCAAUCAACUACAAAUACAAAACGAAAUGCACAUGGCUUAUCGAGGGCUAUCCAAAUGCAGUCCUUCGGUUGCGUUUUAACCACUUUGCCACAGAAUGUAGUUGGGACCACAUGUAUAUCUAUGAUGGGGAUUCUAUAUACGCUCCUCUGGUGGCUGUCUUCAGUGGCCUUAUUGUACCGGAGGUCCGAGGAAAUGAAACGGUUCCUGAGGUUGAGACGACUUCGGGCUAUGCACUACUACACUUUUUUAGCGACGCUGCAUACAACCUCACAGGAUUUGAAAUAUUUUACUCUAUCAAUUCUUGUCCCAACAACUGCUCGGGCCAUGGGAAGUGCACCACGGGGAACUCCAUAGCCAGCCGAGUGUACUGUGAAUGUGACAAGUACUGGAAAGGAGAGGCCUGUGACAUCCCCUACUGUAGGAACAACUGCGGCAGCCCUGACCACGGCUACUGUGACCUCACAGGGGAGAAGCUGUGUGUGUGCAAUGACAGCUGGCAAGGCCCAGACUGCUCCCUGACCGUCCCGUCCACAGAGUCCUUCUGGAUCCUCCCCAGUGUCAAACCCUUCGGCACAUCUCUGGCCCGAGCCUCCCAUAAGGCCGUGGUCCAGGAGAAGGUCAUGUGGGUCGUGGGUGGAUACACCUUCAACUACAGCUCCUUUCAGAUGAUUCUAAACUACAACCUGGAGAGCGGCGUUUGGAACACGGUGCCCAUCAACAGUGGCCCUCUGCCAAGAUACGGCCACUCACUCGCUGCCUACCAGGACGAGAUCUACAUGUACGGGGGCAAGCUGGAGGCGGGCUCUGGGAACGUGACAGACGAGCUGUGGGUGUUCAACACAGUGAGUCGGACGUGGCAGAAGAGGACCCCCCUGCUUGCCGUCCCGGGGCAGAGUCAGAUGUACGCUGUGGAAGGGCACUCUGCACACUGCAUCCUGUUGGAGGGGGGCGAGCUCGUCAUGCUGGUCAUCUUCGGCUACUCCCCCGUUUAUAGCUACAUCAGCAACGUCCAGGAGUACCAUCUGAAAUCCAACACGUGGGUGGUACCAGAGACCAAAGGUGCCAUUCCACAGGGAGGUUAUGGACAUAGCAGCACUCUGGACAGCACCAGCCGCAGUGUGUACGUCCACGGAGGAUACAAAGCUCUACCUGCCAACAAAUACGGCCUUGUGGAUGACCUCUACCGCUACGACGUCAACACAAGGACAUGGUUCAUCUUGAAGGAGAGUGGCUUCCCGCGGUACCUGCAUUCAGCCGUGCUCCUCAGUGGCACCCUGCUCGUCUUUGGGGGCAACACGCAUAAUGACACAUCGCUUAGCAACGGGGCCAAAUGCUUCUCUGCUGACUUCCUUGCCUAUGACAUUGCUUGUGAUGAGUGGAAGCUUCUGCCAAAGCCAGACUUACACAGAGAUGUUAAUCGUUUUGGCCAUUCUGCAGUGGUCAGCAACGGGUCCAUGUAUGUGUUUGGGGGCUUCUCCAGUGUUCUGCUGAAUGACGUGUUGGUGUACAGGCCUCCCAGCUGUCAGGCUUUCUCCUCAGAGCAGAGCUGUGUGAGGGCGGGUCCUGGGGUCCGCUGCCUCUGGAGCAAGGGCCACUGUUUCCCCUGGAGACCAAGCAUGUCCAACGGCAGCCUUACACCAGCUCCUUUCUGCCCACCCAAACCUGUAACGGUGGAUGAGAGAUGCUACCGGUUCUCUGACUGUGCGAGCUGUACUGCUAAUACCAACGGCUGCCAGUGGUGUGAUGACAAAAAAUGCAUCUCUGCCUCCAGCAACUGCACUUCUAGUGUAAAGAACUUCACCCAGUGUCCAGUGCGUAACGAACAGGUUUGCAGUAAACUGGCCAACUGCAAGAGCUGUUCCCUUAAUCUCAACUGUCAGUGGGACCAAAAUCAGUCCGAAUGCCACGCUAUGCCAGCCCAGCAGUGCAGUGAGGGCUGGAACCAGGUGGGGGAGGCCUGCCUGAGGAUCAAUUCAAGCCGAGAAAGUUAUGACAACGCUCAGCACUACUGCAAAAACCUCAACGGCAACAUCGCUUCUCUCACCACCUCCAAGCAAGUGGACUUUGUGCUGGAAGAGCUCAAGAAACUCCAGCAGCAAGAGAAGCGACUGUCUCCAUGGGUUGGCCUAAGGAAAAUCAAUGUCUCAUAUUGGGGCUGGGAGGACAUGUCUCCCUUCACCAACACUAGUCUGCGUUGGUUGCCUGGGGAACCAAGUGACUCUGGAUUCUGUGCCUAUUUAGAAGAGCCUCAGGUAUCGGGACUGAGGGCGAAUCCAUGCACCGCCACUGCACAUGGGCUGAUCUGUGAAAAGGCAGCGGGUAACCCCAAUCAGAGCUCCCGUCCUUCAUGUAAAAAGCCCUGCUCGCUCCAUACCAACUGUGCCAACUGCACCAACCAGGCCAUGGAGUGCAUGUGGUGCAGCAGUACGCAACGCUGCGUGGACUCCACGGCCUACGUCAUCUCCUUCCCGUACGGCCAGUGUCUGGAGUGGCAGACAGGAGAUUGUGUGGCCCAAAACUGUUCUGGCUUCCGCACGUGCUCCCAGUGCUUGGAGCAGCCAGAGUGUGGCUGGUGUGGGGACCCCAGCAGCACGGGGAAAGGCCUUUGUAUGGAGGGCUCCUAUAGGGGUCCUAUGAAGAAGCCAUCCAAGCAGGGCCAGCAGGGACAGACCACUGACAUGAUCCUGGAGCCCGGCAUCUGUCCUAAAGACAAGGGCUUUGAGUGGGCAUUCAUCCACUGUCCCGCCUGCCAGUGUAAUGGCCACAGCACCUGUGUGAAUGGGAGCGUGUGCGAGCAGUGCCGGAACCUCACCACAGGCCCCCACUGCCAGACCUGCAUGCCCGGUUUCCAUGGAGACCCCACCAACGGCGGCAAGUGCCAAGCGUGCAAGUGCAAUGGCCAUGCAAAUGUGUGCCAGGUGUUAACUGGCAAGUGCUUCUGUACCACCAAAGGGAUCAAAGGAGACCAGUGCCAGCUAUGUGACUCAGAAAACCGUUACCUUGGCAAUCCACUCCGAGGGACCUGCUACUAUAAUCUUCUUAUCGAUUACCAGUUUACCUUUAGUCUCAUCCAAGAAGAUGACAAUCACUACACUGCCAUCAACUUCAUGGCCUCCCCAGAACAGGCCAACAAGAAUUUGGACAUGUCCAUCAACGCAUCUAAUAACUUCAACCUCAACAUCACCUGGUCUGUGGGAUCAACAGCUGGCACCAUCUCUGGGGAGGAGGUGCCCAUCGUGUCUAAAACCAACAUCAAGGAAUACCGUGACAGUUUUUCCUGCGAGAAGUUCACAUUUAGAAGUAAUCCCAACAUUACCUUCUAUGUGUACGUCAGCAACUUCUCCUGGCCCAUCAAGAUCCAGAUCGCCUUUUCUCAACACAACAGCAUCAUGGACCUGGUGCAGUUCUUUGUGACAUUUUUUAGCUGCUUCCUGUCCCUUCUCUUGGUGGCUGCUGUGGUUUGGAAAAUCAAACAGACUUGCUGGGCUUCUCGACGGAGAGAGCAACUGAUGAGGGAGCGUCAGCAGAUGGCCAGUCGUCCUUUUGCCUCUGUGGCGGUUGCACUCGACGCUCGGGGAGAAGAGACGGAGCUGCUGCAGCCUGUGCUGGAGGGCGUGCCAAAGCCGGUAGCUGUAGAGCCAUGUUCGGGAGGCAAAGCUGCAGUGUUAACCGUGCUGAUGCGUCUGCCCUCUGGACCCACAGGACUACCUCCACCGGGCCAAUCAGGCUUCAUCGUGGCAAGUGCACUAAUAGAUGUCUCCCAGCAGAAAGCAUCAGAUUUUAAGGACAAAUCUCAGGCUUUAAAAAACAGGAAAGCCCUCGCCCCGACACAUCAAGGCACCUGCGUCUGAGUGCCCAAAGUACACAUCUAGAGGGCGCUGUUUUAAGCCCUGUUUGAACCUGUUACGGACUGCCUGGAGGCCUUUUCUAUAGACAUGUACAGUACUUUCAUUUUGGCUGCUAACACUCAACCAAAACCUUACCUAAGUUUCACAAGCUCACUGUCUCAUACGCCAUUUCAUGCUCUCAUAAACUUAGCCACAGAAAUCUUUGAAAUCAGCAGCUUCUUUACCAACCCCACCCUUCAUUCUUUUGGGGCGGCCAUCAUGAAAAAUCUUCAUAAAUGCAUGAGGAGGAACUUUUAUCACCAAUUUAGGCCUUGUCUACACCUAUGAGGCUAUUUUUGAAAACAUCACAUUUUGGAAGUACGUUACUCACAGAAAAUGCACUUUGAAGAACAAAUUAAAAGUUAAUUAAUGUUUGUAGUCUAAUAAUAAUAAUAAUAAUAAUAAUGCUAUUCGAGAAGUUCGGCCCAAGUGUCUCAGUUCUCAGUAAUGUCUGAAUGUUUUAGUUAGUGUGGACAGCAUAACUAUAAGAAUACAUGCUAUUGUUAUUACAACAUGAAGGGAACAGAAAAUGCUGUCAAUCAAUCUAAAAAUCAUGAUUUAAAAAAUGUCCCUUCAUAGUGCUUUAAAUGUCCCUGGUCAUUCAAAAUGGCUGGUAGAUAGUUCUCGUAGGUUUAUUUUCCGUUUGCUUGCCAUGGACUGGGUUUCAGUGGUGCUAAAAUAUUGAAUUGAUUUUCGCUGUUUAAAUAUUCUGCCUUUUUGAAGAGGUAGUCACAGUAUUAGACUUGCACCCAAUGUUUAUAGUAGUAUUCUCUAACCAGCGCUGCCAACUCAACAAAGCCUUUCAUGUUUCUACCAUCCGCCCAGCAGAAGUCUGUAUUUUCUUCAGAAGAGAAGAUAUGGAUGAGACCAGCGAAAUUAAACGGCAAAAUCACGAAGAGGGCAAAAGUGGAAGUUGCUAUUCAAAAGGACGUUAAAAUCCUGGUAUAACCCCAUUGUAAUGUUCUUAUUUUGAAGACUUUAUUAACGUCAUGCUCCAAUUGCUGUUUACUGAUUUGUUUUGUACAUUUUUUAUUAGUCCUUCGAAAGGUUAAAAUGUCCCUGUUUAUAAUAAUGCCUUGGCUUCUUCUCAUGAACUUUGAACUCUAAUGGAAGGAAAGGGGCGGGGCCAUUUUUGUAAGCGGACUGCCCCGAUGCUGUACAGUGUCUUGUUGAACAAAUGUGAGUCUUUUGUCACUCGGAUCUCUUGAGAUAUUACGUGUUUGUCAAGUUUUUAUGACAGAUUGGCGCGAGAGAAGACGAUUGAUUUUAGGCCUUGUCACCUGUUACUAUUAUUAUCUAUAAAAAUUGUAAGUCUUUUUGCUACACUUGUGAAAAAGCAUUUUGUGUUAAUAUUUUUGUUUUGAUAUUUAAUGGAUUCCUGUGUAAUUCACUUGACUUCAGAUCAUUUUACAUAUUUUUGAAUUGUGCAUCCUUACGGGCAUUGUCUUACUAUGAUUUGUUGUUGAGAAGUGGUUUCGGAGGAUAUUAUGCCAGCUAAUGUGUUUUUUAUUUUGUCUCUGGAGUAAUCCUAUUUGAAGUGUCAUUACACAGGAAUCAGGAGCUCACUGUAACAUGAAAAAAGAGGCAUAUCGGUAAUCUUCAGUGUAUUUUAUGGGCGACGUGCCAGAAAAUAAAACAGAACUGGAAAUGAAUGGACCAC
This is a messenger RNA of Boleophthalmus pectinirostris (great blue-spotted mudskipper), 6660 nucleotides long. It is a transcript of the gene atrnl1b, whose product is annotated as attractin-like 1b. The coding region runs from base 828 to 4964 and encodes 1378 amino acids. NCBI's taxonomy places the organism in Eukaryota, Metazoa, Chordata, Actinopteri, Gobiiformes, Gobiidae. Gene Ontology annotation, molecular function: protein binding. The record is from RefSeq and is a predicted model, not a curated record. The transcript is spliced from 29 exons. Gene Ontology annotation, cellular component: Golgi apparatus.